AUGUCGAAUGCUCAAUUUUUAAGAGAAUAUAAAAUUGUAAUUGUUGGUGGUGGUGGUGUUGGAAAAUCUGCAUUAACGAUUCAAUUUAUCCAAUCACAAUUUGUUGAUGAAUAUGAUCCUACUAUUGAAGAUUCUUAUCGUAAACAAUGUGUUAUUGAUGAUGAAGUUGCUUUGUUAGAUGUGUUGGAUACUGCUGGACAAGAGGAAUAUAGAGCUAUGCGUGAACAAUAUAUGCGUAGUGGCGAAGGAUUUCUUUUAGUCUACUCCAUCACAUCACGCAACUCAUUUGAAGAAAUUGCAACUUUUCAUGAACAGAUUCUUAGAGUUAAGGAUAAAAACUAUUUCCCAAUAAUUGUGGUAGCCAACAAAAGUGACUUAGAAAAAGAAAGACAAGUUUCAGAACAAGAGGGACAAGAAUUUGCUAAACAAUCCAACUGUAGAUUCAUUGAAACCUCAGCUAAACUACGUACUAAUGUUGAUGAAGUGUUCUAUAAUCUUGUUCGUGAAAUUCGAAGAUACAACAAAGAAUUGCAAUUAUUACAAGACAUUGAUAAGAAAUCAUCAAAUAAUCAACGAAGCGUAAAUGGUGGUAAAAAUGAGCAUUUUGAUUCUGUUAAUAACC
Messenger RNA from Entrophospora sp. SA101, 622 nucleotides. NCBI's taxonomy places the organism in Eukaryota, Fungi, Glomeromycota, Glomeromycetes, Entrophosporales, Entrophosporaceae. The record is from the annotation of a GenBank genome assembly.